This is a messenger RNA of Aspergillus sclerotioniger CBS 115572, 569 nucleotides long. RefSeq lists its product as uncharacterized. The record is from RefSeq and is a predicted model, not a curated record. The transcript has a single exon. NCBI's taxonomy places the organism in Eukaryota, Fungi, Ascomycota, Eurotiomycetes, Eurotiales, Aspergillaceae. The coding region runs from base 279 to 467 and encodes 62 amino acids.
CCCAUACCUAUCCCUAUCCCUGUCUUCAAUUUUGGUCUUUGUUUAGACUUUUUCUUCGCUUUUGUUUUGAAUUUCUUUUCUGUUUCUGUUUCUGUUUCCGUUGCAGUCUCUGAUACGGUCCCUGAUUCUGUCCCCGACAUUGAUGUUGGUACUUGUGCAUAACUCCUCGGAUGAGACCGUGGUUGUGGUUGUGGAAGCGACUGUGGCUGUGGCUGUGGUUGUGUAUAAAAAUACGAUCCUCCGGGUUUACUCCCAUCCAGAUAAGGUGAUAGGGAGGGAUGAUACCAUUCUUCUUCUUCUUCUUCUUCUUCCUCCUCUUCUUCCCCCCGCUCCUCUUCUUUAACUCCGCCAUUUCCAGUACCACUUUCACCAGUACUCUGACCGGUCCUACCCCGUUGACCAAGAGUGUUACUUCUCCCUUGAUUCUCACAAGGCGGUCCCUUGAGGAAAUGGACCAAGUCGAGUAACUUUCUUUGAAGCGGCAUGGGACUUUCUUUUCCUCUAGUAGACUUGAUCUUGGUUUUCACAUCCUCAGUAUCAUUGAUACUCUUCAUAGUACUAGAGGAGAU